UAACACUAAAGCUGUCAAGGUCUGAUCUAGGUAGUGGAGCUCCACCUAGAUCCUUGAAGGAUCCACCUAAUAAAUAGCCAAUAGGUAUUAAGUGGGCCCACCUACCAACCCACCAUCUACAGCAAGAUUAGUAGUUGAAGAGAUCUGUAUAGGCCACAAGCAUCAACUAAAGCACUCACUUCAUCUCAACCGUCCAACUAUAUCACAGACCAUCCGAUCCCACAAAUUGAAGGGUCCAUAUCGAGUCCAAGCUUGAGCAAAACUUCACGAGAUUAGAGUCCUAGUAACUGAUAAAUAGAGGAGCGAUUCUAAGGACACCGCGUCUCUCUGCAACUGUGAAUUAUCUCACUUGUCUCUGCUCUCUCUUCUUCUCUUCCAUUUCCUCUGUAAAUCUCUCUUUUUACUCACAGUUGAAAGAUGGAGACAUUUCUUUUCACUUCUGAGUCUGUGAACGAGGGACACCCUGACAAGCUCUGUGACCAAGUCUCAGAUGCCAUUCUUGAUGCCUGUCUAGAACAAGACCCAGAAAGCAAGGUUGCCUGUGAGACGUGUACAAAGACUAACAUGGUCAUGGUCUUUGGUGAGAUCACAACCAAAGCUAAAGUAAACUAUGAGAAAAUUGUAAGAGAUACUUGCAGAGGCAUUGGUUUUACGUCAGCUGAUGUUGGUCUUGAUGCUGAUAAGUGUAAGGUACUUGUCAACAUUGAGCAACAAAGCCCUGAUAUUGCCCAAGGAGUUCAUGGUCAUCUCACAAAGAAACCUGAGGAAAUUGGAGCUGGUGAUCAAGGCCACAUGUUUGGCUAUGCCACUGAUGAAACUCCUGAGCUCAUGCCACUAACUCAUGUGCUUGCCACCAAGCUUGGUGCCAAGCUCACUGAAGUGAGAAAGAACAAGACAUGUCCAUGGUUGAGGCCUGAUGGUAAGACCCAAGUUACUGUUGAGUAUAAAAAUGAAAGUGGAGCCAUGGUGCCUGUUAGGGUUCACACUGUUCUGAUUUCAACACAACAUGAUGAGACUGUCACCAAUGAGCAGAUUGCGGCAGACUUGAAAGAGCAUGUGAUUAGGCCUGUUAUCUCAGCUCAAUAUCUUGAUGACAAGACUAUCUUCCACCUUAACCCUUCUGGGAGGUUUGUCAUUGGAGGGCCACAUGGAGAUGCAGGACUCACAGGUCGAAAAAUUAUCAUAGACACAUAUGGUGGAUGGGGAGCUCAUGGUGGAGGUGCAUUCUCAGGGAAGGAUCCAACGAAAGUGGACAGAAGUGGUGCAUAUAUUGUUAGACAGGCAGCAAAGAGCGUGGUGGCUUCAGGGCUCGCCAGGCGAUGUAUUGUGCAGGUUUCUUAUGCAAUUGGUGUACCAGAACCAUUGUCGGUCUUCGUAGACACUUACAAGACAGGGAAGAUUCCAGAUAAAGAUAUUUUGGCAUUGAUUAAGGAAAAUUUUGACUUCAGGCCUGGGAUGAUAGCGAUCAAUCUUGACUUGAAGCAAGGAGGCAACUUCAGGUACCAGAAGACUGCUGCUUAUGGUCAUUUUGGCCGUGAUGACCCGGAUUUCACUUGGGAGACUGUCAAGCUCCUUAAACCCAAGGCCUGAGUGUUCUGGGUUCGACUUUAUAUAAAAUUUAGAGAUGGUUAUUAUCGUAGCCAACAUUCUGCUUCGUGGGGGGGGGGGGGGGGGGAGAAUAAAGAGAGCUUCAGCUCAUGCAAUGCAUCUGAUAUUGCAAAGAACACUUCAGUGCCAAGCGAGGUGUGGUUGAGGAUGUAUGCUUUAAGUUGAGCUUGUAGUUUGGUUAGUAACAACAUCAUUCAUUGUUUUUUCUUUACAUUCUUUUUCAAUAUUGAAAAGAACACUCUUUGGUUAAUGAGAAUCCUGUCAUGGCAAUUGUUCGAUCC
Molecule: messenger RNA, 1889 nt
Organism: Manihot esculenta (cassava)
Lineage: Eukaryota; Viridiplantae; Streptophyta; Magnoliopsida; Malpighiales; Euphorbiaceae
Product: S-adenosylmethionine synthase 3
Exons: 2
Coding region: 418-1590 (390 amino acids)
Biological process (GO): S-adenosylmethionine biosynthetic process
Cellular component (GO): cytosol
Molecular function (GO): methionine adenosyltransferase activity; ATP binding
Source: RefSeq, a predicted model, not a curated record